Cuscuta europaea is the source of this 1678-nucleotide messenger RNA. The record is from the annotation of a GenBank genome assembly. NCBI's taxonomy places the organism in Eukaryota, Viridiplantae, Streptophyta, Magnoliopsida, Solanales, Convolvulaceae.
GGGUUUGGUCAGACUUCAAGAUUCCAUCUUCACAUUUCGUAUUCAUCUGUUUCUCUUCUUCAGUUCUUCCUCCGUGGCAUUUCGUUUUUGGGCAUUCAAUUCUUGAGGAUAUUUCAGAGUCAUCGUUUCUGGGCAUUCAAUUCUUGAGGAUAUUUCAGAGUCUUGGCACUUUAAUCUCAAUAUUGAUCGGAACAUGGCUGAGAAAUCGUCUAUCUCAGACUUGAAGAACCUGUCUUUAACUAGUAAUGGAAAACCAGUAGAGAAAAACCAACAGCUAGUUGUAUGUUUUGGGGAAAUGUUGAUUGACUUUGUUCCAACUGUCGGUGGAGUUUCCCUUGCCGAAGCUCCUGCCUUCCAAAAAGCCCCUGGUGGUGCACCUGCUAAUGUUGCUGUUUGUAUUUCAAAGUUGGGUGGUUCUUCUGCAUUUAUUGGCAAGGUGGGGGACGAUGAGUUUGGGCGUAUGUUGGAUGGUAUACUAAAACAACACAAAGUUGACAACUCAGGCGUGAGGUUUGACCACAAAGCUAGAACUGCACUUGCAUUUGUUACUCUAACUGCAGAGGGCGAACGCGAGUUUCUCUUCUUCAGAAACCCAAGUGCUGAUAUGCUUCUUCAUGAAUCAGAGCUUGACAUUGAUCUUAUAAAAAAGUCUGCUAUAUUCCACUACGGUUCAAUCAGUUUGAUCGACGAACCAUGCAGGUCCACCCAUCUGGCUGCAAUGGCCAUUGCUAAAAAUUCCGGUUGUCUACUUUCUUAUGAUCCGAAUUUAAGGUUGCCUUUGUGGCCUUCAGAAGAGGCUGCCCGCAGUGGGAUAAUGAGUAUAUGGGAUCGAGCAGACAUCAUAAAGAUAAGCGAGGAUGAAAUUUCAUUCCUUACUGGAGGAGAUGAUCCUUAUGAUGAUGAUGUGGUCAUAAAGAAGCUCUUUCAUCCGAAUCUGCUUCUUUUGAUUGUAACAGAAGGUUCUGCUGGUUGCAGAUAUUACACUAAGCAAUUUAAGGGAAGAGUGAAUAGCAUUGCAGUAAAAGCAGUAGAUACAACUGGUGCUGGCGAUUCAUUUGUGGGAGGGCUACUCUCACAUUUAGCCUCAGACAUUAACCUCUACCAGGACGAGAAGCGGUUGAGAGAAGCACUUUUCUUUGCUAAUGCCUGUGCUGCCCUCACGGUAACACAGCGGGGAGCAAUACCAGCCCUCCCAACUAGAGAGGCAAUCUCCAGCUUCAUUUCAGAAAGGCAAAACCGUCUUUGCAGUGACCAAUGAUUUCACUUGGAGUACUACUAGUGAAAGUGUAGUUAGUCAUCCUGCUGGUUUACAUAAACCACUUGCUGCAAGUGGAUGAAGGCCAUUAUUAUUGCUUAAUGAGGCCAAGAGGAGGGGGCAAGUACUGUGCACCAUCACAAUCUCAAUCAAUUUCCUGCUUCUAUAGAUUGUAAUUUUAGUGCUCUACUGGUUUUAAGUGUUUGUUAUUAUUAUGGUCUUUUAUUUUUUGGGGGGCCAUGCGAAGUGCAUAAGCUCAUCUGUAAGAAACUGGUUGGUUUGUGUGAUUGUGCUCAAUUGCUAUGAUGCAUAUUCAAAAAUCAAAAGCUUUGUCUAACAAUCCCAGAAUUGACCUUAUCUAGUUAUUUCUGAUCCUAUAUUGUCUGAUCCAUACACUAAAGUAUCUGUUUGUGGAGGCCAAUA